Messenger RNA from Salarias fasciatus (jewelled blenny), 3864 nucleotides. RefSeq names its product helicase POLQ-like. NCBI's taxonomy places the organism in Eukaryota, Metazoa, Chordata, Actinopteri, Blenniiformes, Blenniidae. The coding region runs from base 612 to 3590 and encodes 992 amino acids. The record is from RefSeq and is a predicted model, not a curated record. The transcript is spliced from 18 exons. Gene Ontology annotation, molecular function: nucleic acid binding; ATP binding.
CUAGCUUAGCUAAUUUCCUAACAUGAAGCCGGAAGUGAGGAGGGGGGAAUCAUCUCAGUCUCUGCUGUGGUUGGUUGGUUUGAAUUUGCCCUGCGCGGACACGAUUACCAGACGAAAACAUUUUUUAAGCGUCAUUGUUGACGUAAGUAAAAUAGUACAUUUUAAAACCAAACAUACCGACGCAGGACUUAUUUUAUUGACUAAGCGAUAAGCGGGAAGGUAAAAUUACGUUACGCGGCUUCAGGAGCUAGUUAGCGGUGUUUUAGAUUAAGUGGUUCCACUGUUACCUGGUGACCGCCUUCCUUUAGCGUCCUAUUGCAGCUCCGCGACAGCAGAUGCUAAAACCCGACAUAAAUCCAGAACUGACCUUAAAACACAUUUUAACCACAUUUACAAUCAUGUUCAAAGUGGCGAGCUUUUUGUAAGUUCUUUUUCAACUUCUGCUAUGACUGCGGCUAAAGGAAGUCACCAGUCGACGUGGAGACCGAUUCAUCCGAAACACCGGCCUGAGCGUCUAUAGCAGCUAGUUAGCCGAUAGUUAGUAUCUGGUGUGAUGGGUAGUUAGUGCAGCGUAAACCUGUGAUAACGACCAUGAAAGCCGGCCGGGGGAGAUGAUUAACUCCGGGGGACUGAAGCUGAAGGUUAAGCGGGUGUGCUCGAGGAAAAGAUCCAGAGAAGGACCGAAGACUCAUCUGACACCUGAGCCGAAGAGAGGAGGGGCAGCCCGGCCACUGGCAUGUUCCGGGGCCGCCAUGGUGGAGGUCCGGGGUCCAUCCGAGGAGGUCCGGGGGUCCUCCGAAGAGUUUUGCAGCGACGGUGAGGAUUUAUUCGGAGACUAUGACAGCAUCCUGGAGGACAGCGCCGUCCUCGCCGAGCUGGACGGCGCCGAGCGGAGCCACAGAGACGCUGUGUGGCGGGAAGAUGGCGGCGGCGAGCGGCAGGAAGACGGUGGCGAGCGGCGGGAAGACGACAGCCUCCUGGACGAGCCAAACCCGGCGGAGCGGCUCCCGCCCAGCCAGCUGCAGUUCCAGCAGGAGGAGGAGGAGGAGCGGCGGAGGAGGGAGUCCUCCUCGCCGUCCCGGGCGGCCGGCGGCGGCGGCGGCCGGCGGAGCGUGGCGGAGCAGCUGAAGAGGACCAUGCUGGGGAACGGGGCGGCGCCGCGCAGCGUCUCCCGGGCGGCGGCGCUCCGGGAGGCGGCGGUGUCGGAGGAGAUGGGCGUGGCCGCCCGCGCCGUGGAGGCGGCGGCGGCGGACGAGACCGCCGACCUCGGGCCGUUCUUCGGUCUGCCGAGCCGAGUCCAGGACCUGCUGCGGCGCCUGAGGGGGAUCGACACGCUGUACGACUGGCAGCACGCCUGUCUGAACCUGGACUGCGUCCGGCGGAGGAGGAACCUGAUCUUCUCGCUUCCCACCAGCGGAGGAAAGACGCUGGUGGCCGAAAUCCUGCUGCUGCGAGAAAUCCUGAGGAGGAGGAGGGACGGACUCUUCAUCCUGCCCUACGUGUCCCUGGUGCAGGAGAAGGUGCGCGGCCUGGCCGCUCUGGGCCUGGAGCUGGACUUCCUGGUGGAGGAGUACGCGGGCAGCAGGGGGCGGUUCCCGCCGCUGAGGAGGCGGGGCCGGCGCUCUCUGUACGUGGCGACCAUCGAGAAGGCUCACAGCCUGGUGGAGGCGCUGCUGGAGGCCGGCCGGCUGCAGGAGCUGGGGCUGCUGGUGGUGGACGAGCUCCACAUGCUGGGGGACGGCAGCAGAGGAGCCCUCAUUGAGACCACUCUGGCCAAAGUCCAGUAUGUGAGCAAGUCCACUCAGAUCAUCGGGAUGAGCGCCACCUUGGGGAACAUCGGAGACCUGCAGGUUUUCCUGAGAGCAGAACACUUCUCCAGCGACUUCCGUCCGGUGGAGCUGAAGGAGUUCGUCAAGCUGGGAGACUCCGUCUACCAGGUGGACCCGACGGAGGAGAGCGGCCUCAGCUUCUCACGCCAGCUCAGCUUCAAGUACUCCAGCUCCAUGCAGAAGGCUGACCCGGACCACGUGGUGGCUCUGGUGACGGAGGUGGUCCCGUCCCACUCCUGCCUGGUCUUCUGUCCCACCAAGAAGAACUGCGAGAACGUGGCCCAGAUGAUCUGCAGCUACCUGAAGGAGGAGUUCCUGCAGCACCGGCGCGAGGAGAAGGCGGAGCUGCUGCGGCAGCUGAGGGCGGGGGGGCAGGGCUGGGUGUGCCCGGUGCUGCGGAGGACCGUCCCCUUCGGCCUGGCGUACCACCACAGCGGCCUGACCUCGGAGGAGCGGCGGCUGGUGGAGGAGGCGUACUCCGCCGGCGUGCUCUGCCUGCUGGCCUGCACCUCCACCCUGGCUGCAGGCGUCAACCUGCCGGCGCGCAGGGUGAUCCUCCGCUCCCCCUACGUGGCCUCAGAGUUCCUGAAGAGGACUCAGUACAAGCAGAUGGUGGGACGAGCCGGGCGGGCCGGAAUCGACUCGGUGGGAGAGAGCAUCCUGAUCCUGCAGGACCGGGACCGGGACAAGGUGAAGACUCUGCUCUGCGCCCCGGUGGAGAACUGCUACAGUCAGCUGAUGCACGGCGACGGAAAAGGCCUCCUCAGCCUCAUCCUGUCCCUCAUCGGGUUAAAGGUCGGCACGUCGCUGCAGCAGCUGCAGGACUUCCUGAGCGGGACGCUGCUGUUCGUGCAGCAGCUGUGCGCCGACACCGACCUGCAGGAGGCGCUGCAGAGCAGCGUCCGCCUGUUGCAGGAGCAGCGUCUGGUCUGCGCCGCCGACGGCGCCACGCUGCAGGUCACCCAGCUGGGAAGAGCCACCUUCAAAGGCUCGGUGGACGUGUCCCACAGUGCCGUCCUGUACGGAGACCUGUCCCGCGGUCUGGACGGCCUGCUGCUCAGCAGCUACCUGCACCUGCUGUACCUGGUGACCCCGUACGAGCUGCUGGCCCAGUGCAGACCGGACUGGAUGGUCUACCUGAGACAGGUCACGUCUCUCUCGCCUGCGGAGCAGAAGAUGUUUGCCGCCGUCGGGAUUCCGGAGAGUUUUGUGGCCCGAAAAGCCGCCGGACAGACGGUGAAGAAGUCCGUGCCGGUCCAGCCGGUCCUCAGGAUGUACCUGGCCCUGGUCCUGCUGGCCCUGCUGAAGGACCCGGACCUGGUGGCGGUCUCGGACCGGUUCCAGCUGAGCCGGGGCUUCGUCCAGACGCUGCUCAGCUCCGCCGCCGCCUUCUGCUCCUGCGUGCUGCGCUUCGCCCAGGAGCUGGAGGAGUUCUGGCCGUUCCGGACUCUGCUGAGCGAGCUGACCCGCCGCCUCAGCUACUGCGUGAAGGCGGAGCUGAUUCCCCUGAUGGAGGUGGCCGGCGUGCUGGAGUCCAGAGCCAGGCAGCUGUACUCCGCCGGCUACACCUCUCUGACUCACCUGGCCAACGCUGACCCCGCCCACCUCUGCAGGAGCCUCACACACCUGUACAGGAAGCAGGCGGAGCAGAUGGUGGCGUCUGCUAAGAUGCUGCUCAGUGAGAAAGCUGCUGCUCUCCAGGAGGAAGUCGACAAUCUUCUGUCUCCACCGUCUGACCUGCCGCCGCCGCCGCCGCUUUGACCGGGCCUCCGGCCGGCUCCUGCAACCCGGUGCCGCUCCGACCCGGUGCCGCUCCGACCCGGUGCCGCCGCCGGUGGUGGGCGGAGUCUCUCCCUCCAGACUCGGAGCGGGUCUCUGGCGCCCUGGGUCUCAGGGGGUCCUGGAGGGACGGGGAUCGGUACUCAUCAUGGACCGAGGACUUUGUGUUUCUGUGUAUUUAAAUAAAAAUCGUUUUUUUAAUAGAUGUUUGGUUUUGUUUACAUUUCUGAGAUUUUUUUAAUAAACUUUUUGUUAA